Messenger RNA from Ruditapes philippinarum (Manila clam), 5765 nucleotides. RefSeq lists its product as uncharacterized. The record is from RefSeq and is a predicted model, not a curated record. Bases 11 to 4741 code for a protein of 1576 amino acids. NCBI's taxonomy places the organism in Eukaryota, Metazoa, Mollusca, Bivalvia, Venerida, Veneridae. The transcript has 5 exons. Gene Ontology annotation, cellular component: nucleus.
UUGCUUUGCUAUGUAUCAUCCGGGGAAUCUGCAUCAUAAAAUGGACGAAAGUGUAAAUAUUGGAAUUACAGCAGAAAAAAAUAACGUGGGAAACACUGUUACGUCAGAUAAACAAAAUGCAACAAUAAUUCCAUCGGACGAAGUUAAGAAUUCUGCACAAAGUGGAAAUAAUGUCAUAACCAAUACACCCAAAGAUAGGUUAGAAAACAUCCGAAAUUUACCUGGUUUCCAUAACACGCUUGUCGGUAUGAACGUAGACCAACACAUGGAGCCACCAAAGGCUAAACGCCUUAAAUUGGCCUCGCCAAACGGAUCUGUUCCUGUGACUGAUCCUAUGGAAUCAGCGGAAAUGGGGAAACGAAGACGAAUACAACAUGACUAUAGAAGAUUGUCAAGUUCAGGUUACUUGGACGAUUAUGAGACAAGUAGGGAGAGGCGAUUUUCUUCUGAUUCUGAUGUGGCUUCAAAUUCACCAAGUCCAAAUAAAUUGAAAGUUACAACUCCUCCGGCUAAUGGGAAAGAGCCAGAUUAUUCGAAACUGCCUCCUGUCAAACUUACUCUGAAAAUUUCUAAAGCAGAAAAUGGAAUGUUCGUUAAUGGCAAUGCAAAUGUACCUACACAAGAAGCCGCAGAUGAGUCUGAAAAGCACAAGAAGAGGCACAAAUCCUCUGAAAAUGGUCAUCAUCAUCACCACCACCAUCACCAUAAGGAAAAGACCCAUCAUCAUAGCAAACAUUCUCAUAAGAAGGCAGAUAAACACAAAUCUAGCAGUUCAGAUAAAGAUAAAUCACAUGAAAAAUCAUCAGAAUUCAAGGAAAAGGAAAAAGUUAAAGAUGGCAAAGUUGGAGCAAAAAAGCCUCAAGAUUUGAUUAAGGAUACCAGUAAUAAUAAAUUAAGUGUACCAGAAAGCUGUAAAAAUGAUGAAAAGAAUGCUGGCUCUGUGAAAAUGAAAGAUGUCAAAUUAGGGCAUGAAACAUUGACUGCCAAUGUAAAAAUAAAAGACGUCAAAUCAGAUGGAGAAACAAAGCAGGAAUCAGAUGCAGAAAAAGUGAAAUUUAAAGAGGCUAAAUCAGAGCAAAAACUUAAAAGUGUUGGUGAGUGUAAAGAACUUGAUUCAGAUGAAGUUAAGCUUAAUGAAAAUAAUAAAAUCCUUGUCAAAGAAAUUUCCCCUAUCCAAGAUAAUCAUUUGGCAGACACAAGUGCUAAAAUAGUGAUAAAUGCAGAAACUCCUACUGAAGUAAAAUACACGGGAGACACAAAUAAAACAGAUGAUACAAAGAAAAAUCCAACAAAGGCUGAGAAUUUCGAAGCAUCAGAUGUAAAUGAACAAGAGAAGAAAGAUAUUAAAGUUGAUGUUAAGAGUACAGCAGUAAUGUGUAGCAAGAAAGAGCAAUAUUCAGAAACUGCCAAGCAAACUAAACAUUUAGAAGAGACAAAGUCUAAGGGAAAUGACUUGAAAGAACAGUUAUCUGAGCCUAAAGAAUUGGCUAGUAAAGAAAGAAUAGGAUUGGUAAAAUUGGAAAAUGUUGAAAAGUCAAGUACAGAAGACAAAAUGGAAAAAAAAGAUUCAAUCAAAGCAUCAAUUGAGCAUAAACAAGUAAAAGAUAGCUUGGACACUAAAGAUGAUUUUGUUUCAAAUAUCGGAAAAGAAAACAAAACAAUUUUUAAAGAAAAUACUGCAAAAGAGACUUUUCAUGAGGGAAGCUUGAAUUAUCAAAAGGAAAAAAGUACAGUUAAACAAAAGGAGGAGAGUGUUGUAAAUAAUCUCAAGGAAGGAAACAUUAAUAAACCAAAGGAGGGAAGUGUGAAUAAUCAUAAAGAUAAUAGUGUGAAGAAAAACACUGAGGGAAGUGUGAAUAAUCACAAUGAGGGAAGUGUGAAUAAGCACAAAGAGGGAAAUGUGAAUAAUCUCAAGGAGGUAAGUGUGAGAGAAAACAGUUCAGUCAGUAAAUCAUCUGAUCAUAGUACAUCUCACAGAUCAAAGCAUCACAAACAUCAGCAUAGAGACAAAACUGGAACAAAACCAUCAUCAAGCCAUGACAGUAAGUCAAACAGGCAUGAACAUAACAAGAAUGAUAGUAAAUCAGAUCACUCCCAUCAUAAGAAAUCUAGUUCACAUCAAAAAUCAUCAAGUUCUGAUACUUCUCAGCGAUCUAGUUCAAGCAAUACCCAGAAAACAAUGUCUAGUACCCCACAAAAGUCUGAACCCCGAUCAAAAACUGAUCACAGUGUUAAAACUGUCUCCAAAGACAGUUCUGAAAGAUCUCCACAUAAGGAGGCAAAAGCUAUCUCAAAAGAUCCUCAGAAAUCUGAAGCAGUUAGUAAUAUAAAUAAAUCAGAGUCUUCGUCAUCAGAUAAACACAGAAGGCAUCAUAGAAAAAAGCGUAUUGUUAAUUGUGGUGUUCAGGUUAAUCUAAGGAAAAAGACUGAUACUAAAUCUUCUCAGGUGCCUGAAGAUAUUGGUGGUGUAUCUUCAAGCAAAGUGAUAGAGUCUCAGAAACUGUCAGACAAAAAGCUUCAAAGAAUUGCUUAUGUUCAGCAAAGUAUGAAUAAUGUUCAGAAAGGUGGUAAACAUGCUAAACCUACUCCAAGGACAGGACUGGAACAUCUUGGGGAAGCAAUGGAGCAGAAUAAUGAUCAAGUCUUCUCAGAGUUUUCAAGUGAAUCUCAGGGCAACAAGUUUUGGAAGACUCAAGUGGCAAGCAUUGAGAAAUACAAAUAUAAAAAACUGAUGCAUGUUGAAAAAUACAGUAAUGGUGGUGGUCUCAUUCUGCAUGCUUACCAAAAUGAAGUAGAUAAACUGAGUGACACUGAAAAAGUUGAAUUUGCACAGGAAUUUAUGGAUUUCACAUAUGGAGAGCCGAAUGAAGGUGUGGCUAAUUGUUGUAUAUCAGUUGUUCAUGGGGCUAUUAGUCAUAUGCCAGACCUUAUAGAGCACUUUGCAGACACUUAUCCUAAUCUAACGGUGAAAGCUGGUGUUCUUGGUAAAAGUGAUAUAGAAACAAUGACUAUGGAGAAAUACAGGGAACAAUUACAUAAAUCAUUCUCUGCUGGGACAUUUCGAUGUGGGCCUUUAUUACAGGUCAGUGUAGUUGGUACUGCGCAGGAGGAGGUUGGUGAUUAUUUUCCCGAGGUUCUAGAUAUGUUUGAGAGUGAUCCAUUCCUAAAUCUUGUUAUGCCCUGGGGUGAGUUGUCUUCGGUGAGAAUGGCAUCUCGAAAUAUGAGUAACGAUGGACCGAUAUUGUGGACAAGGCCAGGUGAACAGCUGGUUCCGACAGCUGAUAUGCCUAAAUCACCAUUCAAAAGAAAAAGGGGAAUGAAUGAGUUAAAGAAUCUACAGUAUUUACCAAGAUCUUCAGAACCGAGGGAGACGAUGGUGGAGGAUCGAACCCGUUGCCAUGCCGACCAUGUUGGUCAUGGCUUUGACAGGCAUACAACAGCUGCUGUUGGCAUGCUGAAAGCUGUCACAUGUGGAAAAAAGCCAUUAGAGGAUCGUAUAGUGAAAGAUGUGAUCUGUUUUAAUCCUGGUGACUUUAUGCAUCUGGUUGAUAAAUUACAACUAGAUCUUCAUGAACCCCCGGUCUCACAGUGUGUGACCUGGGUUGAAGAUGCCAAGUUGAAUUAUCUACACAGGGAGGGAAUCAAGUUUGCAAGGAUACAACUGCGAGACAAUGACAUUUAUUUUAUCCCUCGUAAUGUGGUUCAUCAGUUCAAAACAGUCUCUGCAGUGACGAGCGUGGCCUGGCAUGUUAGGUUGAAGAAUUACUACCCCGAAAUGCAGAAUGAUACAGAAUUGCUUGAGGAGCAUAAAAGACUUGAGGAAGUCAUGGCGGAAAGUAGAAUCAAAGAAAGAGAGGAGAGAAUAAGGAAAGAGAAGGAGAAAAGAGAUGCAGCAAUAUUGGCAAAAGAGAAACGUCUAGAAAAGUUGAAAGCCAAGCAUGAGGAAGAGUCGCCAAUGAAGAAAAUGAAAGUUGACAAGACACCUAUCAAAAUUGAACCGAAAGUCAAGUUCCAGGAUGAAAUGAAAACUGAACAAGAAAAGAAAUUUGAUGAAAAUUUUGACGGUAAUAGUGAUGUGAAACUUAUUGGGACAUGUAUUCCAGAGGGGAGUGUUGUUACUGAUGCAGUUUUAAAAGGGGAAGUAACUCCAAAAAAGAAGACUUUACUAGUGAAAACAGAAUCAGUUGAAAAAGAGGUGAAAGUAGAUGAGCAUGCUAAAAAUGCUGAAUUCAUGAGGAUUCAAAAACAGCAUGAAAUUAAAGAAUUAAUCAAGCAAAGGGAGCCGGUUGCACAGGAAUUAUUUUACAUUGAAAAAAGGGAUGAGUCGGGAACUAGUGAAAUACCGACCAAUCAAAUGUCAUCAGAGAUCAGCAAACCAUCCGAGCCAUCCAUACACAUACAACCUAUUAAAACAGAGGCAGCUAAACCCCAGGAAUCUCUGAACAAUGAAGCAGACGGUUCUGCUUUAGUAAAAGACAAUGAAACAAUGGCAGCUAAAAAUAUCUCGCAAAAUGAGAGACCGAUCAAAGAAUAUGUACAUUCUAUUGACAAUGUGACCAAAGAUGUUGGUCAAGUAACUGAAGGUUUUGCUAGGUUACCAGUUAUAGCGCCACCUAGUGUUAAAACAAUUGAGAACAAGGGAGAUCAUCAGGUUUUGGAUUCUCAAGCAGAUGAGGAUUCUACAAAUAAUGCAAGAGAAGAAGUGGAGGCAACUAAAACACAACCAAUGGACACUACCUAGAUAAUAUGCAGAGUAAUUGCAUUAACCUGCUGAAUCUCUUCAUUUGGAUUUAUCCAGUUUCCAUUCAUAGAGCUGUCCAUUAUCAAUUCUAGGGAUAUCAGGAUGAAGGUUUAAAGUAAGUGGGCCAUCAGUAUGGAGCCUGGUCAGACUAUACAGGUGUGAAUGCUGGCCUGGCUCUAUACUGGUGGCUAAAGCUAGUCACCUUAAGUUCCAGCAGGGUAAGGGGUAAUAUAUCAUGAUUUGAGAGACAUUGUUGUGAAUAGUUUUCAUUUUUAUUGUCAUUGUUUUUUUUAUGCCUUAUUGUUAUAUAUUGUUAAGUGAUACAAUUUAUCUCUGUUCAGAAUAAGGAAUACUAUAUAUCUUCAAAUUAUUUAGUGCUUUUUAAGUUAGCUUUUUCCGUGAAUGUUUUAUUACACUGGCAAAAACCUUGUUUCAUAAAUUAAAUUUCUUACAUAAAAAAAUGAUUAUGAAAAAAGUUACUUGCUUUGCUGCUUGCAUUAAUUUUGUUCAAAUGAGCAUUUGCACUUAGUGAAACAUAUUUCUCUCCCAUAUUGAAAUAAGGUUAAUCAUUUCGUAAGUCAUUAUUUUAUUUAUAGCAUAACUCUGUAUUACACAACUGUGAAUUUGUUAGUUUGAAAGUUAUUUGACUAAAAGGUGCAUGUAUGGAUCAAUUUAACAUAUGUAAUUUUUUUUAAUAACCACAAAAUAUUUGGAAAUCAGUCUUAAUAUAUAUUUAAGUUUGAUAGACAUAUAGUUAACCUUUACACGAGGCAGAAGCCAUUUAGCUUGCAUAUGGAAUGUGGGUGUUGUAACUGAAUUGGUGACUAAGUUCUGAAAUAUUUUACAUAGGAGCUUUAUUAAGACUGUCUUUGCCAUUCAAGAUUGAAAGAUGACAUUUGACCUCAACAACUUGUUUGUUAAUAUAGAAACCCUUCUAAAUUUAGCGAGGCUGGUAACUGUUGUUAUUUGUAUAACCAGUUACAACUAGAUUUAUGUAUGAUUUUUACACAGCCUAGAAAAAUUA